AUGUCUGUCUUCCUACCACUCCUCGAGGACGCCGCAGACGAGGCUCUACUGCAGGCCCUCGCUCGAAUUGGCCCUGUCAUUGUUCCGGCAUCGCAGGCAAAUGCAGUCCAUCUACCCGAACAUGCCACCCGCUAUGUCCUGCUCGAUCGCGACUUUUCUCUCGACGAAGUGACUUCUUUCCUCGACCAGGGUGCAGAGAAGGUGAUCCUCCCGCUUGGUCAGGCCAAGGACGCCAUCGGGAUUCUGCCUGCGGAUCGCCUCGUCUUACUUAUCGAUGUAGGCAGUGUCAGCGCAGUAUCAGACAGAAUCCGCAACGGCGUGUCUGGCGUGCUCAUAAAGACACCUGCGCUCGAUCUCGACUUUGUUGCUUCCUUCUCCCGGUUCUUCGCCGGCUCGGCUGUCCAUGUCCUGCCUGCAACCACGAGCACACCGCCUUCGCAGUCGUCCAUUCGCGGUCUUCUCUCCGCAGGAGCUAUUCUGGUUCUUCCUACGACCCUGCUCACUCUCUCGGCCUCGACUGACCGCCACAUCAAUGUCGCGGAUGCAUUCCUUUCCCCCAUUAGCUCUGACCGCCCGGAUGGCCUCAUACCCACCGUCGUUUCCUCUCACGCUGAGGGGGGCCGCUCGCUGGGUCUGGUGUAUUCGUCCGCGCAGUCUAUCAGCGCUAGCAUCGCCACUGGGAAGGGAGUAUAUCAGUCGCGCAAGCACGGUCUCUGGCGCAAGGGCGAGACAUCUGGUGCAACACAGGAUGUCAUCAGUAUCCGUCUCGACUGCGACUCGGAUUCGCUAGAGUUUAGUGUGAUUCAACACGGCGCAGGAUUCUGUCACCUCGACCGAUCGUCUUGUUUUGGGGAGACGGAGACCACAAGUUUGUUUGCACUGGAAAAGACCCUGCAAUCAAGGCUGUCUUCUGCGCCUGAAGGGUCAUACACCCGCAGAUUGUUCGACGACCCGGAUCUCCUUCGCGCAAAGAUCAUGGAGGAAGCGGACGAGCUGUGUCGCGCACAGACCAAGGAAGAGAUCGCCUUUGAGGCGGCCGAUCUGCUCUACUUUGCCCUCACUCGUUGUGUCGCCGCGGGUGUCAGCAUUGCAGACAUCGAGCGAUCGCUGGACAGGAAGGCAAAGAAGGUCACUCGCCGUGCAGGUAACGCCAAGCCACAAUGGACAAAACCCGCAUCAAGCGCGAAGCCAAAGCCCGUGCAGGCGGUCAUUGACCCGGACACACCCAUCCGCAUGCGCAGCUAUGAGCUCGCAGCGGUUUCUGUGGACGAGAGAGCACAGUUGCUUCGCCGACCUGUACUCAAGUACAAUGAAAUGCUGGCUAAGGUCAAGCCAAUCGUCGACGAUGUUCGCAUCCGCGGCGACGCCGCACUGUUGGAGCUAACAGCCAAGUUCGACAAGGCGCAGCUUACAUCGACUGUGUUGCGUCCGCCAUUCCCACCAGAAUCUAUACAGCUUGAUCCCACUGUCCGCGAUGCAAUCGACGUCGCGUACGCAAACAUCCACAAGUUCCAUGCAGCACAAGCAGAGCAGGGGACCAUGUCCGUCGAGACCAUGCCCGGUGUCGUCUGUGCCCGCUUCGCACGGCCCAUCGCACGCGUGGGCUUGUACGUUCCGGGAGGCACUGCCAUCCUCCCGUCCACCGCGCUCAUGCUGGGCAUCCCCGCACAGGUGGCAGGCUGCAAGGAGGUCGUCAUCGCCACGCCUCCCAGGCAGGACGGGAGCAUCUCGCCGGAGGUGAUGUACGUCGCCUACCUCGUAGGGGCGUCGGCAAUACUUAAGGCGGGCGGUGCGCAAGCUGUAGCUGCACUCGCGUACGGGACGCAGAGCGUGCCCAAAGUAGACAAGAUCUUUGGUCCAGGCAACCAGUGGGUCACUGCGGCGAAGAUGCUUGUGCAAAAUGACACCGAUGCACUGGUAUCGAUCGACAUGCCUGCAGGCCCAUCUGAAGUCCUCGUUAUCGCUGAUCAUACAUGCAACCCUGCAUUCGUCGCAGCCGAUCUGCUGUCGCAGGCAGAGCACGGCGUCGAUUCGCAGGUUGUCCUCGUUGCAGUAAAUCUUUCAGACGGGGAGUUGUCGGCGAUCGAAGCAGAGCUAGAUGCUCAGGCUCAUGCAUUGCCUCGCGUCGACAUCGUCCGCGAGUCUAUUUCGAAGAGCAACAUUGUCAAGGCGCAGUCCGUUGAUGAGGCGAUCAAGUUCUCGAAUGACUACGCACCGGAGCACUUGAUCCUGCACCUUGAAAACGCAAGCAAGGUGGUGCCUCUCGUAGAGAAUGCUGGCAGUGUCUUCGUCGGUCCCUAUUCUCCGGAGAGCUGCGGCGACUACGCUUCGGGUACCAACCAUACUCUACCGACGAACGGGUACGCUCGUCAAUUCAGUGGCGUCAACACACUGUCCUUCCAAAAACACAUAACCUCGCAAGAAGUCACUGCGGAUGGUUUGAGGGGUCUUGGCCCUGUGGUGGCAACACUGGCUGAUUGCGAAGGGUUGCAAGCGCACGCGAACGCCGUCAGGGUCCGCCUGCGGGCUCUGUAAUUUAUCUCUAGUGAUCUCAAGCGAGCGAGAAGUGUAACAGAUAUGUAGAGUAACGUACUACAAUAAGAGGAUGCUUCCUAG
This is a messenger RNA of Postia placenta MAD-698-R-SB12, 2616 nucleotides long. RefSeq lists its product as hypothetical. Gene Ontology annotation, cellular component: cytoplasm. Gene Ontology annotation, molecular function: NAD binding; phosphoribosyl-ATP diphosphatase activity; histidinol dehydrogenase activity. Gene Ontology annotation, biological process: L-histidine biosynthetic process. The transcript is spliced from 3 exons. Bases 1 to 2535 code for a protein of 844 amino acids. The record is from RefSeq and is a predicted model, not a curated record. NCBI's taxonomy places the organism in Eukaryota, Fungi, Basidiomycota, Agaricomycetes, Polyporales, Adustoporiaceae.